Penicilliopsis zonata CBS 506.65 is the source of this 1163-nucleotide messenger RNA. RefSeq lists its product as hypothetical. The transcript has 3 exons. Lineage: Eukaryota; Fungi; Ascomycota; Eurotiomycetes; Eurotiales; Aspergillaceae. The record is from RefSeq and is a predicted model, not a curated record. The coding region runs from base 252 to 1058 and encodes 268 amino acids.
UUCCCCCCCCCCCCCAUCUGGAAGUUGAUUUUUGCUUUCUUUUCCGCUCCGGUGAGAUCCCGUUGGUUAUCAAAUCGAACACGCCUAGCGGCCCUGUGCUUGACAGGAAAAGUUUAAAAAGCCGACGUUGUCGCUCUCGUAUUCACGAAAUCCUCAAGGUCAAACAAGCAGUCCUCUUCAAACUCCUCCCCCCUUCCUCCUUCCCCAUCUCCCCCUUUCUCCUCUUCCUUGUCGCGUUUUCUAAGCCUAUCAUGUAUCGCUCUACGCUCUUGGCUCUGGCUAGCCUGUGCCUCAAUGUCUUCGCUGCAGACGUAGACACAAGCAUGGGCGCUGCCGCCUUCCUGUGGCCCACCGACCGUACCUGGGGUGCUUCUGUGGACACAACGGCUCCUUGUGGUUCCAACGCGGGCGUCACCACUCGUACCACGUUCCCUCUGACGAACGGUGCCGUGUCGAUUGUUAUGCAAGAUGAGGCCUACGACGUCAGAAUCGCCAUUGCCUACUCUGACAACCCCACCAGCAACUCCGACUUUACGACUCUCAUCCCCGGAACUGAUAUCCCAGAAGUCGAGCCCGGCCAUGAAUGCUACUCCAUCUCCAACCCCCCCUCAACGGUGACGGCAGGCUCGAACGCGACCAUCCAGCUGAGAUACGUCGCCGCCUUCGAGAGCACCACCAACCACACCUACUACGCGUGCGCCGAUAUCGUGUACGCCACGUACUCUGCUUCGGACGCUGACCCGUACUGCUUCAACGUCUCCGAGACAACCACGACCACCGCCACGACCACCACAACAGCCACCGCUACCGCUACCGCCAAGGCCAAAUCCGGCCUCUCCGGCGGCCAGAUCGCAGGUAUCGUCGUGGGUAGUGUUGUCGGUGCUGCUCUCGCCGCCGGUCUGCUCUUCAUCCUUUGGACCCGCUACAUGCGCAAGGUCGCCCGUGAUAAGGUCGUCGCCGUCCGCAUGAACGACUGGACUGCCGCCAACAAACAGGGACAGGAGGCUCAAGCGGCGGCGACGGCGAAUCGCCCGAGUACGAACGAGACGGCCGUCUAGAAACAGGUAUACUUAUAUGUAUACACCCUUAAACUACAUAUGUAUAUAUGUAUAAUCUAGUUACUCCUAGUUAUGAGAAAAUAAUGAAUGAUGAGUGUGUUGUUG